AAACCAACCUCUUAUUUCCUCUCCAAUUAAUUCUACUUCUUCUAUCUUCCUCCUCCUCCACUCUCCCCCUCUCCAAUGGCUUCCUCCUCCCUAUCCCUCCUCACCCCCCACAAUGCCUCCACCGCCACCCACCUUAUCCUGGGCACCCCUAAAUCCCCUAACAUGCGCUCUUCCUACCGACCCAUGUCCGUCAAAGCGCGCACAGUCCCCGCGCUCACUCAAGAUGACCUCAAGAAGCUCGCCGCCGACAAGGCCGUCGAGUAUGUCAAAUCCGGAAUGGUCCUCGGCCUCGGCACCGGCUCCACCGCCGCCUUCGUGGUCUCCAAGCUCGGCGAGCUCCUCAAAUCCGGCGAAUUGAAGGACAUUAUUGGAGUCCCGACUUCCAAGCGCACGGAGGACCAAGCUCGCCAGUUGGGUAUUCCCCUUUCGGUGCUCGACGAUCACCCGAAGAUCGAUUUGGCGAUCGACGGCGCCGAUGAGGUCGACCCAAAUCUCGAUUUGGUCAAAGGGCGCGGCGGAGCUCUGCUGAGGGAGAAGAUGGUGGAGGCGGCGUCGGAGAAGUUUGUGGUGGUGGCGGACGAGACGAAGCUGGUGACGGGGCUUGGCGGAAGCGGGCUGGCAAUGCCGGUGGAGGUGGUGCAGUUCUGCUGGAAAUACAACUUGGUGAGGCUUCAGGAGCUGUUUAAGGAAGAAGGGGUGGAGGCGAAAUUGAGGGUCGACGGCGACGGGAAGCCGUAUGUGACUGAUAACUUCAACUACAUUGUGGAUUUGUACUUCCAGACUCCGAUCAAAGACGGACCGGCGGCAGGGAAGGAGAUUUUGAAAUUCGAAGGUGUUGUGGAACAUGGGUUGUUCUUGGACAUGGCGACGGCGGUGAUCAUUGCCGGCACGGAUGGAGUGGAUGUGAAGACCAAGUGAUUGGAUUUUUGGAUAUUUCCGGUGGCGGUGAGUGUUGAACCUCCAUUUGUACUGUGUUUUUUCAUAUUUUUUGGUGGGGUUUUGUAUUUGCUGCUUGUUCUUCAGUAUUUCACUGUGAAAUUUAGUUCCUUUGGUGUAACUUUUAAUUCGCGAUAUGGGGAAUUAGUUGAAAAUCCUGCAUUCCAUGCUCUUCUUGUUGGUUGAGCAUCGAUCAGUAGUAUACUAACAAUACUAAGGAAUGAUGAAAGUGUAAAUUGUGAAAUAAUAUGAAAUGUUACCUUCGUGCUUCUCCGA
This is a messenger RNA of Pyrus x bretschneideri (Chinese white pear), 1212 nucleotides long. Its product is annotated as probable ribose-5-phosphate isomerase 3, chloroplastic. Bases 76 to 918 code for a protein of 280 amino acids. NCBI's taxonomy places the organism in Eukaryota, Viridiplantae, Streptophyta, Magnoliopsida, Rosales, Rosaceae. The record is from RefSeq and is a predicted model, not a curated record. Gene Ontology annotation, biological process: pentose-phosphate shunt, non-oxidative branch. The transcript has a single exon. Gene Ontology annotation, molecular function: ribose-5-phosphate isomerase activity.